This is a messenger RNA of Ascochyta rabiei, 2280 nucleotides long. RefSeq lists its product as uncharacterized. NCBI's taxonomy places the organism in Eukaryota, Fungi, Ascomycota, Dothideomycetes, Pleosporales, Didymellaceae. The record is from RefSeq and is a predicted model, not a curated record. The transcript has 4 exons. Bases 1 to 2280 code for a protein of 759 amino acids.
AUGUCUGCACCUCAACCCCAGAACAGCCACCCCCGCCGCCGCCCUAUUAAGGGCAACGUCUCUCCUCUCAGCACCCAUGGCAUGUCACUUCGCAAGGCCGGCACUUUCUCGUCACCAAAGUCGCUGUCAACCGACAUCUGUGGCUUAGAGAACUUGCCGUUCAUGCCCAGGAGGUCCCCAACUAGCACUGAGAGCCUCGAAGCACUCCUUCAGGACCAGCACCCCGGUGUCAGCCGUGUCGUCAAUCUGCUCAAAGACUUCGACCAGAAGCUCGCAGGUCACAAGGCCGCAUCGGCGUCUGGUGCUAGCAUUCUCAACGAUCCUGAGGUGCUUCCUGUACCAAGCUUCAUGCUUGACAGCACUACACUGGAUAGUAUGCCUAUGGAUAUUGACCCUAAGCCAACUGCAGUUGAACGCAACCCCCACGAGCACGCUUCAGACAGCGGUCUGGGUUCCAGCAUUGGCUCGAAGUACAACGACGCCCGCACCGCACACUCCAGCGUUCGUGAAUCCAUCAACUCCUCUGUCACCUCGACACACUCGGCCGUCACUCGCUCGUUCUCGGCGUUGGAUGCAUCGGAGGAAAAGCACACUCUUGGCGAGUACGCGUGCAAACAGAUCCACGACUCGAUCAUCAAGCCCAUUCUUGCCGAGGAGUCUUUAAAGGAUUUCCACCCUCUGAUUCAAGACGUCCCUCGACGCAUAGGUGAGAAGAACAUUUGCAACCUCCGAGAUCUCGAAAAGACCCUCGUCUUCCUGGCACCGGAGUUUUCGGCAACACCGGCAUCUUACCUUCGAUUCUGCGAACGAUCAAUUCAACUGCUUCACACUACUGUCGAAUACCUCUCGGAACGCGACCAGCGACUACCAUCCGACCGCCCGUACACUAACAACUACUUUCUCGACUUGAUCGAACAGAUCCGACGAUACGCUGCAAUCAUGGCCGCCACCCGACAAAAAGAAGCCGAAGGAGAGCAACUCGACGAGAUGGACUACUCCCGCGAUGAAAAAAUCACCUUACGCGGUGGUCUUAGUCACAAUGGCCGCCCCGUUGAGCUUGUUCGCGAGAAGAAUGGCAAGGUUAUUCCUCUUGUUACCGGCUCAGAAAACGCCUACAGGAAGCGUGCUCUGUCCGAGGAGGACAUUGAUGACGACGACGUCAUGCGCUCUAUGGCUCGCCGCAGGAAGUCUGACAAGCCCGGAGAUGUUUUGCACAUGUGCCGUGACUGCAAGAAGGAAUUCAAACGCCCCUGCGACUUGACCAAGCAUGAGAAAACUCACUCUCGCCCAUGGAAGUGCUCCGAAGAGAAGUGCAAGUAUUUCGAGCUUGGCUGGCCCACUGAGAAGGAGCGCGACAGGCACGUCAACGACAAGCACUCGGCUCUGCCGGCGCAGUACAAGUGCCUUUACCCGCCGUGCACAUACGCUUCAAAGCGUGAGUCGAAUUGCAAACAACACAUGGAAAAGGCUCAUGGCUGGGAAUAUGUUCGCUCCAAGAGCAACGGCCGUAAGAAGAGCCAGGCGGUCAGCAACAGCCCCGCCACACCUCUCACCCCCUUCCUCGGUACCCCGCAGUCUGCUGCUCUCACCACACCCAUCACACCAUUCAUGCAAUCACCUUCUAUGCCUUUGGUUAACGAGUUCGACUUCUACGGCUUUGGGACCCCAGCCAUGAGCCACCAGAACUUCCAGGAAGACUUCCGUCGCGACUCAAUCACUACUGACGGAACACGUCUCACAUACUCUUCUGGAAACUCGCCAGUCGAGCCCACGAAUUUUGUUGAGGCUGCAGUAACUCCCGUGGAUAUUACCAUCGACCACACUGAUGCGCUGUUCCCGAACUGCGGCAUGGGAUCGAACUUCAACAUGGGCUUCCAGCAGCAUACGCCUGCCUUAAGCACAGACUUCAACUUUGACCCUCUUCCGUUCACAAUGGCCUCGAACCAGCAUCUUGGUCUCCCUCAGCUGUCGCCAAUGGCCCAGCCAGACCUUACUCUCUUCUCUCCUCAUAUGCAUAUCGACGAGGGCUUUGGUGAUGCCAUGGAUGCCAUGGACCUGCAAGCCUUUAGCCGCCCAACUGAAGACUUUACGCUCUUCGACUCAGCGCCAGCUAGCAAUGUGUCGAUGAGCAAUACUGCCAACUUCUUCCCCGACUUUGACCAGCUCGGAGGACAGUUUGACAAUGGAGCCCAGCAGUACGACAACACCUACUACAACGCCAGUGCCUUGGAAACUACAUUAGACGAGAUGCUGGGGCUCAACACCAGCAACCAGCAGUAG